Molecule: messenger RNA, 644 nt
Organism: Populus euphratica (Euphrates poplar)
Lineage: Eukaryota; Viridiplantae; Streptophyta; Magnoliopsida; Malpighiales; Salicaceae
Exons: 3
Coding region: 115-402 (95 amino acids)
Source: RefSeq, a predicted model, not a curated record
ACGAGUGCAGCACAUACUUGAUACUGCACAGAAAGAAGCAGGGCCCUCUAACCCUAUUUUCUCACAGAUUCAUCAUCUUCUGGAACGGUGAAAAUCUUAUCAGAGGGAAGAAAAAUGGCAGCAGGGCAAGAGAAUGUUAAGCACCUUGAGGAGUGCUCGGUUGCCAACGCACUAGGUACAUGGGUUUUCUCAGUUGCAGGAGCUUUGCUUGCAAUUCCAGUUGGGAUAAAACGAAAAUCAUUUGGACCCCUUGUGUUCUUUGGUACAACAGGUACAAUGCUUGAUAUUAUAAUGGGGAUUACUCAAUGUGAAAGAGAACACGCAGAACGCCAGGCAAAGCUACUAGAAGCCCAGAAUUCUUCUGGGGAUGCAUCAUUUACAGUAACAGGAUCUGAGUCUUGAUCUCGAGCUCACACAGUCGUGUACCUCAUGGUUCAACUUGCUUGCCAUCAGAACCUAAUGCUCACACAGAAGGUGGAUUGGCUUCUCCUUUUUGUUACUUUGCGGUGAUUUUGUAUUCUGCUUCUUACAGUCCUGUUUUUCACUUUAAAAUAGUUGAUAAUGAUGUAACUUCGUAUUUUGAUCAGCCAAGAAGACUUCAUUUUUUAUAAAAAGAAGGUUUUUCAAGAAGCUUUUUCAUUGCU